GCGGGGCGGGGCGGGCGGCGGGAGGGGCGGGCGCCCGCCUUCCUCCCCCAUUCAUUCAGUGGAGCCGGGGGCCGAGGGGCUCGGGCGGCGAGCUCUGCACGGCAGGAGCUCAGGGCGCCCCAGCCAGCGUGCAGGGCCCGGCCGAGGGCGCUUCCUCACUGCCGCCCUCCGCGGGACCCACUGUCCACCAGCCACCAUGUCCGACCCCGCGGUCAACGCGCAGCUGGACGGAAUCAUUUCGGACUUCGAAGCCUUGAAAAGAUCUUUUGAGGUCGAGGAGGUUGAGACACCCAACUCCUCCCCACUCCGGAGGGUCCAGACUCCGCUGCUCCGGUCCUCUGUGGCCAGCUCCACCCAGAAAUUCCAGGACCUGGGCGUGAAGAACCCAGAGGCUGUGCCCCGCCAUGUAGACUCCUUAAGCCAGCGCUCGCCCAAGGCUUCCCUGCGGAGGGUGGAGCUCCCCGGGCCUAAGGUGGCCGAGCCUGUGUCACGGCGCACGGAGCUGUCCAUCGACAUCUCCUCCAAGCAGGUGGAGAGCCCCGGGGGGGCCACCGCUGGGCCAUCACGGUUUGGCCUCAAGAGGGCCGAGGUGCUGGGCCACAAGACACCCGAGCCAGCCCCUCGGAGGACGGAGAUCACCUUUGUGAAGCCCCAGGAGUCAGCUCACCGGAGAGCGGAGCCCCCCACCUCCAAGAUCCCCCCCGAGGUGCCUACUGCCCCCACCACCGACGCAGCCCCCAAGAGGGUGGAGAUCCAGGUGCCCAAGCCAGCUGAGGUGCCCGCUGCCCCCAUCCCAACCCAGACCCUGGAGAAUUCAGAGCCCACCUCCUUGUCUCAGCUGCAGAACCGGCUGGAGCCCAAGGCCCAGCCCCUGGUGGCUGAGGCCCCACCCCGGAGCCUGGAGGCCACUGAGGCAGCUUCCAGCUGCAUUGGCGACAUGGCCGACACCUCCAGAGACGCUGGGCUCAAGCAGAUGCCCGCACCCCGGAACGAGAAGGCCCCUGUGGACUUCGGCUACGUGGGGAUCGACUCCAUCCUGGAGCAGAUGCGCAGGAAGGCCAUGAAGCAGGGCUUCGAGUUCAACAUCAUGGUGGUCGGGCAGAGUGGCUUGGGAAAGUCCACCUUAAUCAACACUCUCUUCAAAUCCAAAAUCAGCCGCAAGUCAGUGCAACCCCCCUCAGAGGAACGGAUCCCUAAGACCAUUGAAAUCAAGUCCAUCACGCACGACAUUGAGGAGAAGGGCGUCCGGAUGAAGCUGACAGUGAUCGACACACCAGGGUUUGGUGACCACAUCAACAAUGAGAACUGCUGGCAGCCCAUCAUGAAGUUCAUCAAUGAACAGUACGAGAAGUACCUGCAGGAGGAGGUCAACAUCAACCGGAAGAAGCGGAUCCCCGACACGCGUGUCCACUGCUGCCUCUACUUCAUCCCCGCCACAGGCCACUCUCUCAGGCCCCUGGACAUUGAAUUCAUGAAGCGUCUGAGCAAGGUAGUCAACAUUGUCCCGGUCAUUGCCAAGGCCGACACGCUGACCCUGGAGGAGAGGGUCUACUUCAAGCAGCGGAUCACAGCGGACUUGCUAUCCAAUGGCAUUGACGUGUACCCCCAGAAAGAAUUUGACGAGGAUUCAGAGGACAGGCUGGUGAAUGAGAAGUUCCGGGAGAUGAUCCCGUUCGCUGUAGUGGGCAGUGACCACGAGUACCAGGUCAACGGCAAGAGGAUCCUGGGGAGGAAGACCAAGUGGGGCACCAUUGAAGUGGAGAACACCAUGCACUGUGAGUUCGCCUACCUGCGCGACCUGCUCAUCAGGACGCACAUGCAGAACAUCAAGGACAUCACCAGCAGCAUCCACUUCGAGGCAUACCGCGUGAAGCGCCUGAACGAGGGCAACAGCGCCAUGUCCAAUGGCACAGAGGACAAGGAGCCGGAAGCCCAGGAGAUGUAGACGCCACCCCACCCCCAGGACCCUGCCCCAGUCCUUCCUGUCCCCCCAGCCUGCCCACCUGCCCCAUUUUAUUUUAUAUAAUUUUCUCCAUUCGUCAUUGUCCUCCGCCCCUUUGACACGCUGCCAGGUAACAGGAUAAGGUGCGACCUCCGGAGUGUGUCUGUCGUUAGCCCACUGGCCGCGGCCUCCUGGGCCUCUGAGGCCUGGGGAGGCUGGACUGUAGCCGGAGGACAGAUGCGAGGACGUGCUGAAUCUACUCAGCCCCUUGUCCCCAUACCCAGAUCCCCAAGGGCCCGGAGAGCAGCCUCCACCUGUGCCAACCCUCCAUACUGGUGGAGUUCUCAGAGCCGGGAGCCUCGGGGUGCAGACCAGGCCCUGUGCGAGCAGAGGGGCCCGGCAGGCUGUACAUGUCCCUCUGUCCCUCUUAGCCACAGACACCGGAGUAUGUCGGGGGCUGUGCCCAGAGGAGGAUGGAGCCAGCUAGGUGGACCUGGACGCCCCUAUAUGUCCUCUAGCUUCAUGGGUGAUCACACAGACCAUGUAACCCAGAGAGCACACGCCCCUACCCUGCUCCCUGGGGAGGCCAGAGAAUUCCACAAACCUCAGUUGCUGAUGGCUUAGACGCGCGAGGCCCUUCGCAGCUGCCCGCCCCUAAGCCCAUCCUGGAGCAGAAAGUGCCUUUAUCUCAGCCGUCCGCAUGAGCCACUUGAGCCAGACACGGCCAGGUUGGAAUGAGGGAGGCAUUUCCACCUCCCGGCCGUCCCACCCUCCCGUCACUACCUCCCACGGGGCUGCAGGGGCUGCCGUGUGCUGGGCUGGGAUAGAGGACAAGGGAAGGAACAAUGAUGCGCCCACCCCUGAUUUUUGGGAAGGUCCAAGCAAGUGAAUCUGGUUCGGGAUCAGAGGGAGGAAGCAGUGGAAGGUGCUGGACAGAAAGCUGGGGGUGGGGCAUGUGGGCUGUGGCUUGGGCUGGUUGGAACAACCUGAGUAGCCCCAUUGCCAGCCCUGCCCCGUGUGCCUGGGGAAGAAAGUGUGUGUGUGUGUGUGUGCGCGCGCGCGCGUGCGUUCCUCUAUCCAGUCUUUGGUCUGGCCCCAGCGCAGGCUAUGGUUCCCUGACACUCAGUCCUUCUCCCUCCCGACUCAGGCCUUGCUGGCCCUAUGACCCAGGGAGGCAGGAGGCCAGGUGAGCCUGGGCCCCUGCACCCCAGAGCCUAAGAUGAGGGGUCAGUGUGCACAGUCCUUAGCCAGGCUGCAGAGAGGGGUUUCAUGCGGCACGGCACGGCCCCCUUACUCUGUCCCCUCAAGGAGACCAGCAGGGGCCAUCCAUGCUGUGCAUAGCUGGCCAGAGUCCCUUCCUGCCCCUGUUGCUCCAGAGGGGAGAGAAGGGCCUGCCGAGAUUGCACAUGUGAAGCCCAGGGCCGGGUGCAGGUGUGGGGUGCCUGUGCAUAUGUGGGUGUCAUCAUGUUGACUGUUUCGUCCCUCCCCCCACCUAAGAGAGGAAGGGCCUCUCACCAAACCCUUCAGCGGGAUGGUUUCCUUGCCAACUUGCCAUGUUUUUGCCAAAACCAAAACUUUGAAGGAAAUGUCCAUCUCCAGUGCCAGGGCCCAGGCCACAGGUGGCGGGUGGCAGCAUCCCAGCCCCGGGCUGGCUUCGCUUUCCUUCUCUGUAACCAGAUUUGGGAAACCCAUUAGCUUCAUCAGGCUCUGUUCCACAAUGGCCUUUUGCUUGGUGCCUCCUGAGAAAAUUGUCUCUUUUUGUAUAAAUAACUAAGUGUUGAAAAUGUAUUUCCUGAAAUAAAUGUUUCAAAUGCAAACCUGGAA
Molecule: messenger RNA, 3766 nt
Organism: Otolemur garnettii (small-eared galago)
Lineage: Eukaryota; Metazoa; Chordata; Mammalia; Primates; Galagidae
Gene: SEPTIN9
Product: septin 9
Exons: 11
Coding region: 197-1945 (582 amino acids)
Biological process (GO): cytoskeleton-dependent cytokinesis
Cellular component (GO): microtubule cytoskeleton; septin ring; cell division site
Molecular function (GO): GTP binding; molecular adaptor activity; GTPase activity
Source: RefSeq, a predicted model, not a curated record